Daphnia carinata is the source of this 4555-nucleotide messenger RNA. RefSeq lists its product as uncharacterized. The transcript has 14 exons. The record is from RefSeq and is a predicted model, not a curated record. Gene Ontology annotation, molecular function: calcium ion binding. Bases 764 to 4324 code for a protein of 1186 amino acids. Lineage: Eukaryota; Metazoa; Arthropoda; Branchiopoda; Diplostraca; Daphniidae.
UUUAUUUUUUGGCGUUUUGGAACUGAAGUAACCUCUCUCACCGCUCUCACCUGAUGGACCCGGAAGGGGGCGGGUCGUCUUCCAAACCUGACCGCCCGGAGGUAACAGUUACGCCAACUAUCGCGGGGCACCGGCUCCAGGUGUGUGUUACACUACACUACAGACGACUUGAAAGAGAACUGUUGAAAGAGACCCGGUUUUGGCCUCGAUUCUUCAGUCAGUCGCCUCGCGGGUUCACCUGCGCAUCGCGGCACCCGUUCCGUUCCCGUUGGAAAAAAAACAAAACAAACAAAAGACGGUGGAAGUUUUCCAUUUCAUCAUUCAUCGACAUUUCGAUACGUGUGCGUUCUCAAUUCAGUUGGGUCUUCGAUCCCGUUUGAUUGGCACGGCCGUUCGAGGAAGCGGAACCAUAGUGAAAUGCCUCUUCGGAAGCGAAAACGAUUGAAUUAUUAAAAAAUUUAAUCUAGCGUAGGUGUGUGUGUGUGUAUGUCUGAAAGUGUGUGAGUGGUGUUCCUUCCUCGUGCGGAUGGAGAUUGUCUAGAAAUUGAGUGAUAACUGUUACUUCCAUUCGAUUUGUUUAUUGCCAGUGUACCUGUGACUUGAUUCGAACAAGUCGCCUUGAGUGCAUACUUGGUGGUCCAACAUCGACAGUCAACAAUAAGAACAACAACAAUAGCAAAUAAGGCAGACGAGAGAAGAAAAAAGAAAACAGAACAGAUACACAGUCAUCAAAUUUAACGAAACGACUAGCCCAAAGAGCAAAAUGAGGCCGCGUUCGACGUCCCACUUCUUCCUCCUCCUGCUGGCGGUGAUUCAUCCUUCCCUUACAAGUCUUCAAGACACAAGUAGAGAAAGACAAAGGGAGAACGACGAAUUUCUGCUGGCACGAGAUGAACGUUCUGCCGUCGUUCAUUUCCCUGAUGACAACAACCAACUUCCGGUUCAGUCUGGCGGAGCAUCAACAUGGAGAUUCCAGUCGGAUGACAACCAACUAUCCAAUACGCGCCAAUCCAAAAGCCAAUUUUCCAUUCCAUUAGGAACCACCUCUGGUAUGAUGGUGCCCGUUUCAGGUACGAGAGGCACGCCAUCCGGCGAGGGCGUCAAAAAGGGACGGAAAGCAACGCCGGAUGUCCAGGAUAUCAUCUCGGGCAUCGUUCACCUGCUGGGAGGCAAAGUCAACCUUCACGCGGCCAGCGGUGCCACUGAGGCACCAUCGGUCACCUCCGGCAAUCCUUCGGGCACCACGCUUUUGCGACCGCAAAUGCUGGCCCCGCACUCGACGCGAAUCAACAAUCGAGCGCCGCCACGUAUCUCCGAAGUGCCCUUUGAGGCUAUUCCUCUGGAAUUGGGUAAUUCAGCUGGUAGACCCGGUCAGAUGUUGCCCUUUGGUGUGCCGUUAAGGCCACCGAUCUAUCCACCCAAACUGCCCCAGACUGGACAGAACGUGCAGGGGCUUCCGUUCACCUCUGGAAUUCCACUUCCAAUUCAACUGGUUCCGCCCGUUUCACCAAACCGUCCGUGGCCUCCUGCGAAUCCGAUCGUAUCGGAACCUACCCCUUCCGCUUCGGUAACGGAGAACUCGACCGUUCAAACAAGUUCCAGUCCACCCCCGAUCGUUCAUGUGAUAGGAAACUUAUCGCAGAGUUUCAUCCCGCCGAAAAGCGAAACAACUUUGACCAACUUCUUCCCGGAAAAUUCCAGUGUCCGACAUCAUCCGGUGAUCGUAGUUCCUACUACAACAACGACAACAAGUUUACCGUUGCCGGAAUCGACGGCCAUUCCGGUUCACCAGUUCACCAGUUCAGUCGAUGCCAUAUUGCAAUCGUCCAUCGAAGAUGCAGUCUCCUCCAGCAGCCUUAUCCCAUUGGAUAUCCCUUCUGUUGUUCCAGCCGUUUCGGCUUCACCGUUGCCAGUAAUACCCUAUGCCAGUGAAAUCUCUUCUUCGUUGUCUAUCCUGCAAAAUUGGUCUCCUGCACCGUCAGUUGUGCCACAGUUGGAAGCCGGAACGGCCCCAACUGUUCCGCACUUACCUGACAGUAGUAGCUACACGCCUCCGCUUCCAUCGGGGCGUCCAGGACAAGUCUUCCAUGAUGAAUAUUUGGCUCCGGCUAAUGGCUAUGGAGAGAUUGACGUUAUUACAAGCGACAACAUCCAACCUCAAGGAAGUUAUGGCGAUACAUUCGAACUGGUGGUGACCGCUGCACAGAAUUUCGGGGGCUCUUCGCCGCCCAUCAAUAGCGGAAGACCUUACGUCAUCCCAGUCGAUAUCGACAAUGUCCGCGGUGGAAUGCAGGCGCCUUCCUCCACAGAGACGGACGAAUACGUUUCAAUCGAUGGCCGAAAAACGUACUUUAAUCUAUUUCCAACGGAAACGGUGGAAGCAGCCGAACCGGUGGUUCAGCCGACCGCCAUGCCAAAACCAGCACCGAUAAACAGUAAUAACGGGUACGGUUACGCUUACCCGGACAGUCCUGUUGAACAAGCACGACCAGCACCCGCGUCCAGGCCCAGUUACACGAUGCCAGCACCAGCAGCGAGGCCCAGCUACCCGAAACCAGCAGCACCAGUUGUGAUUAACCGACCCACAGCUUCGCUGGUUAGAAGACCAUCAACAACUCCACUCAGCCGAAUUGAUGCCUGCAUAGUCGGCGACCCUAAUGCCUGUUUGGAACCAAAUGAAUCGUGCCAGGUUGAAGAAGAUGGAUCAGCUUGCACUUGCAAACCUGGUUUUGGCCGAAAGAAAUCUAGCGAUAUUUGUAAAGCUUUGACCGGACUCCUGGUUUCAAUUAGAUUAGACCGAUUGGAUAAUCAGAGACUAUCCUGGUCGUCUAAUUAUGCGGAUCCCACUAGCCCUGACUACCAGCAAUUGCAAUGGGAAGCAAACAAAGCCAUAAAUUCCUUGAUGGAAAUGGCACCGCUGUCGUCCCUUUUUGUUUCGUCGUCUGUCAACAAGUUCUAUGCCAUUGGCAACAAAAUUAUUGUUAAUGCUUCUGUUUUCUUGGAUUCGACUCCAGAAACACAAAGCGUCACUGUUCGACCGACUUUGCAAAAACAGCUGUCUAACGUAAUCCAGCAACGAAAUAACAAUCUAGGCAUCAGCAGAUUGUGGGUUGAAGGACUGACGAAUCCAAUUCCGGCUAUUCUAGAUCUGAACGAAUGUGGUGCCCCAGAAUUAAACGAUUGCAGUGCCAAUGCGGAAUGCAUCAAUAACCAAGGCAGUUUCUCCUGUCAAUGUCGACCAGGAUUCUCAGAUCCGUAUCCAAAUGACCCAUUUCAGUCUGGACGUCAGUGCAAUUCCUGUACGCGGAGUUACUGCAAUAAUCGCGGGGAAUGUCGAAUCGAGAACGGCAGGAAAACUUGCUCUUGCCAAGGAAAUUACAAAGGCUCGACGUGCGAAUUGGACGGAGAAGUUUUAGGCGUCGCCAUUGGCGCCUCUGUAGCCGCCGUCAUCAUCAUCGUGUUGACUCUGGUGCUCUUGUGCAUGUGGAGUCGCCGCUGGCGCCAGAACCAGGAAAAGAUGGUCGAUCGAAGUGCCUAUAUGGAACAGCUCAAGACGAUGCCUUUCCCCGGCAUGAUGCACGAUCGCAUCCGCUGGGCGCAGUACGCGGAAGCCAUGGCUUCGGCCCACAAUCUCUACGCGACACCAAUCCCUCCUACUUACUUCUAUCAAACUCCUUCGACUUUACAACAACCAAGUCCAGUCCCUUCGCUGGUCCACCCGACGUUGCCUCCUCCGCCGAUCCCUCCUCGAAAUAAAGUUCCUGUACGCCAAGCGGCUUCUUUACCCGUCGGCCUGGUCACGUCUACUGCCAGUCAGAUGAUUACCAAUCUUCAGGAAUUGGCUCGCAAAAUAAGCCGCAAGAAGAAAUCCGCCCCCAGACCACCCGAUCCGGUCAAUGUGAAUCCGCACUUAGCGUUGAUAUCGCCAGCUUAUGCGGUCGGAACAAUGAACAGCAUCAGCCGGGCUAGUAUGGCGCCUACUUUACCUUUAGUGGGUCAGUUUUACGGGUCUCGGUCAACUUGUGGUUCAGUCAUCAGUUAUGGUAAGAGAAACGCACCACCUCCACCACCACCCUCGAAUCCUCCGCCAGCUUUGCAAGUGAUGGAGACGAGCGAAGAGAGUGCUACCGAGAGUGAUGCACCUAUUCAUGCACGGCCGUUUCAAGUGCCCAGGCCACGUAGUCGCUCCUCCGCUAUUUCAUCCAACAAUAUCUACUUCGAGGCAGAUGCGCCCUCUACCAGUAAUGACUUCUCCAACCAAUCGCAAAUUUCGUUAAACACUUACCAGCCCCAACGUCAGGGUCCUCGCUAUUAUUACCGCUAAAUAUUUAAGUUAACCGGGUUCGUUUUUGAACGUAUUAUGGGGUCUGUAUAAAUUAAUCCAUGUUGGUUUUUGCGAGGAGCGCGGUGUGAUUCGUUUGGUUUAUCGUGAAAGAUCUGCUGUUUGAUUCCAUUUUCAUUUUUCGAUCUGUUUUUGUAGAGUAACUUAACCUUUCGUGAUUUGUGUUGUCAAAAUGCGCAUUCGAUAUGAAUACAUCAUUACACAAUGUAAAAA